This is a messenger RNA of Protopterus annectens (West African lungfish), 867 nucleotides long. RefSeq names its product putative proline-rich protein 21. The record is from RefSeq and is a predicted model, not a curated record. Bases 1 to 867 code for a protein of 288 amino acids. The transcript has a single exon. NCBI's taxonomy places the organism in Eukaryota, Metazoa, Chordata, Ceratodontiformes, Protopteridae.
AUGGAACAUGUCACUGCUACACAUCCUUUGUCACAUCUCUACGACAAAUCACUGCUGCUCAUUUAUGCUCUUAUACCUACGGAUACAGAACAUGUCACUGCUGUACAUCCUCUGUCACUUCCCUAUGCCACACCACUGUUGUUCACCCAUGCUCAUAUCCCUAUGGAGCAUGUCACUGCUGUACAUCAUUUCUCACAUACCUACAACACAUCACUGUUGUUCAUCCAUGCUCUUAUCCCUACGGAGCAUGUCACUGCUGUUCAUCCUUUGUCACAUCCCUAUGACACAUCACUGUAUUUCAUCCAUGCUCUUAUCCCCUUGGAGCAUGUCACUGCUGUACAUCCUUUCUCACAUACCUACGACACAUCAGUGUUGUUCAUCCAUGCUCAUAUCCCUAUGGAGCUUGUCACUGCUGUACAUCCUUUGUCACAUCCAUACGACAUAUCACUGCUGUUCAUCCAUGCUCUUAUCCCAAAGGAAAAUGACACUGCAGUACAUCCUCUGUUCUAUCCCAAUGACACAUCACUGCUGUUCAUCCAUGCUCAUAUCCCUACAGAGCAUGUCACUGCUGUACAUCCUUUGUCAUAUCCCUAUGACACCUCACUGCUGUUCAUCGAUGCUCUUAUCCCUAUGGAUCAUGUCAUUGCUGUACAUCUUUUCUUACAUCCCUAUGACACAUCACUGUUAUUCAUCCAUGCUCUUAUCCCUAUGGAGCAUGUCACUGCUGUACAUCCUUUGUCGCAUCCCUAUGACACAUCACUGUUGUUCACCCAUGCUCUUAUCCCUAUGGAGCAUGUCACUGCAGUUCAUCCUUUUUUACAUCCCUAUGACACAUCAUUUUUAUUCAUCCAUGCUUUUACCCUAUGA